AUGAAUCUGCUUCGCCAUGCCGUCUCCAAGCAAAAGCGCCGCUUUAUCGACAAGGAGGCCGGCUUGGACCUGGAUCUGGCCUACAUCACGACCUCACUGAUCGCCAUGGGUUACCCGUCAAAGUCUCUCGAGGCUUUCUACCGCAACCCAAUGAGCGACGUCGAAAAGUUCCUCGACUCUCGUCACGAGGGAGCAUACAAGGUCUACAAUCUAUACAAUAUCUCUUCGCCAGAUCCCACCUUUGCUCAGAGAGAUCAUAUUCAGACCAACGGUUUCACGGACGAGGCAGGAAAGGGGCGCACAGGAGUCAUGAUCUGCUCGUUCCUGGUUCACUGUGGAGCGACUGCGGAAGAGGCCAUUCAACUCUAUGGACAAAAGCGGACCCUUGACGGAUGUGGCGUUACUAUUCCGAGUCAGCUCCGAUACAUCCGCUACUACGAGCAGUUUUUGGAAUCCAGGACACUCAACUAUGACCCGCGUCUGCUGGUCCUUCAGGAGCUGGUCAUCGACACGAUACCCAAGCCAUUGCUGAACGUGGAGCUAUCAUCAAAGUAUCUCAUCCUCACCAUUAUGUCUAGCGAUGUCAAAAUCUACGAGUCUGUGCCUCAACACUGCAAAGUAGACAGUCAAAAGCAGCAACUCAGGAUCAGCAUUUCUGACAAGAUUGUGCUUGCAGGCGAUGUCAAGAUGAUGCUUUGCAAUGAGAACGCGCUCUCGCUCACAAAGAACGAAGUUGACAAGGCGUGCAAGGAUAAGCUCCACACGAUAUUCGACAAGGAUUUCGGGAUCAAAGUCCAGUUCUCUCCAGCAUUGGCGCAACAGUCCCCACUCCCCACCUUGGACAGUCUCCCCAACAGAGCCAUUUUGCUCAAGUACAAGAACCAUGAAGGGCCUAACAGCGUUCAGAUCUCGCCACCAUUUUUCUCGACGUUGAAGCUCUCGCCGGCAAGGAAUGGGUCAAGCCGGCCGGCAUUUAAUUUCACGGAUCCGGCUUCUGAGACCGCUACUGCAGCGCCGACGGCGACUUUGACAUCCAUAUGGACAUCCCCUUCUGUUCCUACUUCAGGGAAUGGGUCUGGCCAGGUACAGAACCGUACGCCGCCAUCGUCUUCAGGAUCGACAGGAUCUUUGUCUGCGCCUUGGAGUGCUCCCAAGGUCGCCGCUCCCGUGAUCCGGAGUCCAGUCCUGGUGCACAGUAAGGCACCCUUUAAGCCUGUCUGGGACAAGGACCGUGACCGGGACGAUAACUGGGAUGCAGCCUCUAUCAGCAGCGACUGCUCAGAGUCGGACGCGAACCUAGAGUGGUGGUACACCAAACCACCUCGCCCCUCCCUUCACCCAAACUCUGGAACUGCGGUCACGACUGUCUCGGCCAGUAUAGUCCAGCCCGAGACUACUGUCCGUAUAGACCCAGAGACGAGAACACUAGUACUGGCAGAUUCGCAAGUUGAGACACCUUCUUCGGAUACAGGUGGAUACUAUGCUCGACCGAUCCUUUCGUCGAUCACGAGUAGUUUUGUGGGCGUCGCGACAGGGGGGUUGAUCUCGCCUAGUGCUGCAUACAAGAGUCCACCUCAUUCGGCGUCUUCCCCACUGGCGCGCGAGAUCAAGUUUGAACGCGAGGCUAGUUCCACGCCUCCUCCUCCGCCUCAUUUCGGUGCUGUUGCGCAUUCGGCAUGUUCAUCUUCGCCGAUCCUGUACAAGUCCAAGGCCGAGUCCUGUCAUUCCUCAACAUCCCUGGAAGAAGAGCGCACGGCGCUCAGGAGUCGACGUGGUCCAGCCCCAGGAGUCCACAGACUCCAAGAAGUAUCCAACGAGAAAUGUGAAUUAGUUCUAGGAGGAGUAUACCUAAAUGAUGAGGGACAUCCAAUCGGAGGAGAUGACGACGGUCGAGACUCGGGGGUCGAAAGCCUAGACUCGAGAGAGCAGGAAAAGGAUCGAGGUUGGGUUGAUUCUGUCUCGCGUUGGCUUUGGUAUGCCGAUGGCAAGAAGGCGCCUGAUCUGGGUGGACCCAGAUGCGAAAGGUGUGACGAGUGA
This is a messenger RNA of Linnemannia hyalina, 2037 nucleotides long. NCBI's taxonomy places the organism in Eukaryota, Fungi, Mortierellomycota, Mortierellomycetes, Mortierellales, Mortierellaceae. The record is from the annotation of a GenBank genome assembly.